CCUCCGCCGCCUCAGCUUCCCGAGCGAGCCCUGCGGCCGCCGGAGCAGCUCCCGCGGCGGAGCAGGAGCCGGAUGGUCAGAGGAGCCCGGCAGCCCCAGCAGCCGAGGAGUCGCCUGGCCCCCAGACUGACUGGCACGGUGGAGAAACCACCUCGAAAACGGAAAAGCAGGACUGAAUUUGCUCUUAAAGAAAUCAUGUCCUCUGGAGGUGCUGAAGAUGAUAUCCCACAGGGAGAGAGGAAAACAGUUACAGAUUUUUGUUACCUUCUGGAUAAAUCUAAGCAACUGUUCAACGGAUUAAGAGAUUUGCCACAAUAUGGGCAGAAGCAGUGGCAGUCCUAUUUUGGAAGAACUUUUGAUGUUUACACCAAACUCUGGAAGUUCCAGCAGCAGCAUCGACAAGUCUUGGAUAAUCGGUAUGGCUUGAAGCGGUGGCAAAUAGGGGAAAUUGCUUCUAAGAUUGGGCAGCUAUACUACCAUUAUUACCUACGCACAUCUGAGACCAGCUAUCUGAAUGAGGCUUUCUCCUUCUAUUCGGCAAUCAGACAGAGAUCAUAUUAUUCUCAAGUCAAUAAAGAGGACAGACCUGAGUUGGUCGUUAAGAAGCUUCGAUACUAUGCAAGAUUUAUUGUAGUUUGUCUUCUUCUCAACAAAAUGGAUGUUGUGAAGGAUUUGGUGAAGGAAUUGUCAGAUGAAAUUGAAGAUUAUACUCACCGCUUUAAUACGGAAGAUCAAGUGGAAUGGAACUUGGUGCUUCAAGAAGUGGCAGCUUUCAUUGAGGCGGACCCCGUAAUGGUAUUGAAUGAUGAUAAUACCAUUGUUAUCACAUCUAAUCGCCUUGCGGAGACAGGAGCACCAUUGCUGGAACAGGGCAUGAUUGUGGGACAGUUGUCUCUGGCUGAUGCGCUCAUUAUUGGUAAUUGUAAUAACCAGGUUAAGUUUAGUGAGCUGACUGUCGACAUGUUCCGGAUGUUACAAGCCCUGGAAAGGGAGCCAAUGAAUUUAGCUUCCCAGAUGAAUAAACCAGGAAUGCAGGAAUCAGCUGAUAAACCUACCAGACGAGAAAACCCCCACAAGUAUCUGCUCUACAAACCAACCUUCAGCCAACUCUACACGUUCUUAGCAGCAUCUUUUAAGGAGCUGCCUGCCAAUAGUGUACUUCUGAUUUACCUGUCAGCCACUGGCGUUUUCCCCACAGGUCGUUCUGAUAGUGAAGGUCCUUAUGAUUUUGGCGGAGUACUUACUAAUAGUAACCGGGAUAUUAUAAAUGGAGAUGCCAUCCACAAACGAAAUCAGUCCCACAAGGAGAUGCACUGCCUUCAUCCUGGAGACCUCUAUCCUUUCACAAGGAAGCCACUGUUUAUUAUCGUGGAUUCAUCCAACAGCGUUGCAUACAAGAAUUUCACAAACUUAUUUGGACAGCCACUAGUCUGCUUGCUUUCUCCUACAGCAUAUCCAAAGGCUUUACAAGAUCAAUCUCAACGAGGUAGCCUCUUCACUCUCUUUUUGAACAAUCCUCUAAUGGCCUUCCUAUUUGUCUCUGGAUUGUCAAGCAUGCGCAGAGGCCUAUGGGAAAAGUGUCAAGAAUAUCUUCGAAAAAUCAACCGCGAUAUUGCCCAGCUACUGACCCAUUCACGUUCAAUAGAUCAGGCAUUUCUCCAGUUUUUUGGAGAUGAGUUUCUUCGCUUGCUCCUCACAAGAUUUAUCUUUUGUUCAGCCACCAUGAGGAUGCACAAGAUUUUUCGGGAAACGCGAAAUUAUCCAGAAUCAUACCCACAACUGCCGAGGGAUGAAACAGUGGAAAACCCUCAUCUCCAGAAGCACAUUCUGGAAUUAGCGUCCAUUCUGGAUGUUCGAAACGUGUUCCUCGAGAGUACCAUAGAUGACUAUUAAAACAAAAACCCUCUUGUUGAAACAGUUUUUCAUUUGCCACAGAUUUUACAUGGUGCAGUUUUAUAAUGUGAUGACAGACACAUAGUGGUGUUACUUAGUUUUAAUUUUUUUAAUUUAAGGCCACCAUUUUAAAAACAAACAAAAAAUUGGUCAAACUUUUAGGGUAACCGUUUUAAAAUACAGUCUUUCAAGUCUUUUAAAAAACUCAAUUAAUCUUGGAAUUUUUACUUUUCAGUUUUGAGGUACAGCUGCUUACCUCCAACAUUUAACCCUACACACAAACAGUCACUGUUCUCACCCUCAGAAGAGUAAAUCAUUUAUUUUUAUAUAAUGAGGAAAAUCCAGCUCUUGUACUUGGACCUUAAAUGUGUGGAUUUAGGAAAUAUCUCAUUGUUCACAAAGAUGAAACUAGCCAGCAUGGACUAUUAAAAAUCAAGAACAGAGUCUUUCCAUAAUAUUUCUUUUCAUUCCAACUUAGUAGGGUAGUCAAAUGUAUGAUUCUUUGAAGAAUAAUCGAGGCAAUUUUUGAAAUCAUUUAAUUCAUUAAAUACUGUCACAAUUUCAGAAACUGUAUAGGAUCGAUUUGCAUCUUAAAUUUUUAAUUGGAGUCUUAAGAUGAUAAAUAUCACUUGGAAUGUGUGAUCCCUGUGUUAUCAUGAGCUAUGCUGGCAUAUUUUGUUUUCUUUAUAAUCUGAAUACUGGAAAUGACGAAAAGUAUUUCAGUCAGAAAAUCAGAUUGUUGGUUUCAUAAUACGAUUUUUCCAUGAGGAAUUCUAUUUAAACUCUUAAUUCACGAUAUCAGGUUUAAAGAUUAUCCAGAUUGAAGGCUGUGGCAUAUAGUACAGAGUUUAUAAUCUUUUUGCCUAGUUCACAUUUAUGAAACUUCAAAGUCAGAGAUGUCAGUAAUUUUAGUUGGGGGCAACUGAAUUGUUUAACUUAAAAUGGAAGUAACUUUUGCAUUGACAAUUUGGAAAUAAGAUUUUUAAGAACUCCUUAUAUUUAAUAUUUUAUAUUUUAUAUUCAUGCACAAGUUUUUUUUAUUAUU
Molecule: messenger RNA, 2938 nt
Organism: Lynx canadensis (Canada lynx)
Lineage: Eukaryota; Metazoa; Chordata; Mammalia; Carnivora; Felidae
Gene: SCAI
Product: suppressor of cancer cell invasion
Exons: 18
Coding region: 73-1893 (606 amino acids)
Biological process (GO): DNA-templated transcription
Cellular component (GO): nucleus
Molecular function (GO): transcription corepressor activity
Source: RefSeq, a predicted model, not a curated record